GUUACAGAGGCAGCAUUGCCAAUAUGUCACUCUCCCUGUUCAGCCUGUGUUUCAUACUCACGGUGUUUACGCACCAUGCAUGGGGAUACACCAACAAAAAGAACGACAAAAUGUCCGCCAGGUUUCUCCUUUUUGAACUCAGCCAAAAUGCUCUUAAACAAGAGAUGGAUUUAAAGUUUCAUACCUUGGAAAAUCAAAUUGCUGAGCUGAAAGUCACAGGGUAUGUGGGCAAGGCAGUAGAAAGACUGAAAAGAAAGUAUCAGAACAUUGAGGGACUCCUUGGCAAACUUUCCGAUCAGCUGAACGCUGUUCAGCAAGAAAACAAAAUUUUAAAGGCUGAGAUAGCUGCUCUGAAAAAGGUAGUUGAACCCGAGGCUGGGCCUCAAGGGCAGGUUGACAAUGAUGCAUUUCCAGAUACGACGUCCAGUGCGCCAAAUAAUUCAAGAAGAAAGGAAAAGACUGACAAUCCUGUUGUUACCCCAAAAGCAUUGUCUGGAGUGACUGGGGUGGAGGAGGACGGUACCCAUAAUGGUUCAUCUACACCCGUGUCUGAAGUCACAACAAAACCGUUUUCUGGAUCGGGUGGAGAUGAAGAAACGAUCUCUGUUCUUGAAGUCACAACAAAACCGUUUUCUGGAUCGGUUGGAGAUGAAGAACCGAGCUCUGUUCUUGAAGUCACAACAAAAUCGUUUUCCGGGUCGGUUGGAGAUGAAGAAACGGACUCUGUUCUUGAAGUCACAACAAAACGGCUGUCUGAAUCGGUUGGAAGAGACGUAUCUGCUUCCAAGGGCCGCAAUGGACGGCUUCUUGUUGCCCCUUGGGGCCAUGCAGAACCAUUGCAGGUGAAUCUGUCCGACUACACCGUAAGUAAUUAUUCUCUUGGGAUCAGUGACUAUCAGUCAGUUGUGUUCAUACCUAAAAUUCAGUCCCUUAUUGUCACAGGAAUUGCGCCAUUUAAUUUGAGGAGCAUAAUAUAUGUGUCAAGGAUUAACAGCAGCGAUCUUCAACCGUUGGUUCGAAACUAUGCUUGUCAUGCCUCUACGGUUGACGAAGAUAGAGAGCUCAUCGUCGUUACAACAUUUCGACCCAGGAAAACGGUCAGUUCUUUAAAAUACGAUGGCAGUGAUCUGAAAACGAUUGCAGAUCUGUCCGCCUAUAAUUAUCCGUACGGUUUGGCACUUGACUAUAAACUGAGACGGAUCUACGUAUGCACCGACACGAAACUCCUAUCAAUGACCUACAACGGAAAUGACGUCAGAGUGGUUCACUCUGGGAAGAACAUAAUGACAGUGACUGCAGAUAUGACUGAUCGUGUUCUCUACUUUAAUGAUGACACUGGGUUAAUGAAACAUUCUUUGGAUUCUGGAGAGACUGUAACGAUGGUCAACCUUGCCUUUACACCGUGGAAUUUCAUACACGCAAGAGGAUUUGACGGGUCAAACAAUCUCUAUGUGAGCAGUUUACGAGGAAGGAUGGUCGGAGUGUUUAAACUCGACACCAACAGCAGCUAUAUCCCCAUCCUGCCUGGUUGUACCCCUUGCAGAUAUGUGUCGGCCAUUUGCCUCAUCCCGUAAAAAGGGUGGCGGGGUAGCCUAGUGGUUAAAGCGAUCGCUCGUCACGCUGUAGACCCGGGUUCGAUUCCCAACAUGGGUACAAACUCACUCACUCACUCAUCCCUUAAAGGCAUUGUCAUCUCAUGGCAGUAAAUAUUACUUUAUAUUAUGCAUUUGUUUAAAAUCGACAUUCAGUCGACCAUCGAGUCGUGUCUUUGGAUAGUAGCAGCUCAUGACAGAUGGAAAUGUGUGACUCGGGUUUAAAACCACAUUAAUGGAUAUUUAAAUUGUAUAAAAUGUAUAAAACACUGUACAAAUAA
Molecule: messenger RNA, 1873 nt
Organism: Haliotis rubra (blacklip abalone)
Lineage: Eukaryota; Metazoa; Mollusca; Gastropoda; Lepetellida; Haliotidae
Exons: 2
Coding region: 24-1574 (516 amino acids)
Source: RefSeq, a predicted model, not a curated record